Molecule: messenger RNA, 4165 nt
Organism: Gallus gallus (chicken)
Lineage: Eukaryota; Metazoa; Chordata; Aves; Galliformes; Phasianidae
Gene: TWF1
Product: twinfilin actin binding protein 1
Exons: 10
Coding region: 481-1239 (252 amino acids)
Biological process (GO): positive regulation of neuron projection development; actin filament depolymerization; barbed-end actin filament capping
Cellular component (GO): actin filament; myofibril; cytoplasm
Molecular function (GO): actin filament binding; actin monomer binding
Source: RefSeq, marked validated
GGGCCGGGCCGGGUCGCGGCGCACUGCCCCGGGCGCAGCGUGGCUGGCGCGGCGGUGCGACAUGUCCCACCAGACCGGCAUCCAAGCGUGUCCAGGCCUUGGAGACUGCGAGGAGCAAUUGGAAGACGGCGACGUGCUAUUUCUCGGGAUUAUCGGCCUCGCAGCAUCACAGCACUGCUAAGCAGGGAUAAUGCAGCAGCAGGAUUAUGGGCUAGUGAAAAUGUCAAAGACAUCUUUGUGGGAGCCAGAAAUGGAAAAUACAGGAUUUUGAAAAUAGUCAUUGACAAUGAACAACUUGUUCUGGGAUCCUCUAGGCGGCCACUUGGAUCAUGGGAAAAGGAUUAUGAUGCUUUUGUUCUUCCUCUUCUUGAAGACAAGCAACCGUGUUACAUAUUAUACAGAUUAGAUUCUCAGAAUGCUCAAGGAUAUGAAUGGAUCUUUAUUGCAUGGUCGCCUGAUCACUCUCCUGUUCGUCAAAAGAUGUUGUAUGCAGCAACCCGAGCAACACUAAAGAAAGAAUUUGGGGGUGGUCAUAUUAAGGAUGAAGUAUUUGGAACAGCAGAGGAUGAUGUUUCACUGAAUGGAUAUAAAAAAUAUCUGAUAUCACAGUCCGCCCCUGCACCUCUGACUGCAGCAGAAGAGGAACUUCGACAAAUUAAGAUUAAUGAGGUACAAACGGAUGUUGGUGUAGAUACUAAGCAUCAAACUCUGCAAGGAGUAGCGUUCCCUAUUGCUAAAGAAGCUAUUCAGGCGUUGGAGAAGUUGAGAAAUAAACAACUCAAUUACGUGCAACUGCAAAUUGAUAUGAAAAAUGAAAUUAUUAUUCUGGCCAACACACUUCAUACCGAACUUAAGGACUUGCCAAAAAGAAUUCCAAAGGAUGCUGCACGUUAUCACUUUUUCCUGUAUAAGCAUACUCACGAAGGAGACUAUUUGGAAUCCAUAGUUUUCAUUUACUCCAUGCCAGGGUAUACCUGUAGUAUACGAGAGCGAAUGCUAUACUCUAGUUGCAAAAGUCCACUUCUAGAAAUUGUAGAAAGACAGUUGUGGAUGCAAAUAAUUAGAAAGAUUGAAAUAGAUAACGGUGAUGAGUUAACUGCUGACUUUCUUUAUGAAGAGGUUCAUCCAAAACAACAUGCACAUAAGCAAAGUUUUGCUAAACCAAAAGGUCCUGCAGGGAAGAGAGGAAUACGAAGACUCAUCAGAGGCCCAGCAGAGACUGAAGCACCCAGUGAUUAGAAACUGUCGUUUGCAUUAACGAUAGGGUUUUACAGUAAGAAAAAUGAAAUUCUGACUUUUGCCAAUGAACUGAAACCAUUCCAUUUAUAGAUGCUAAAGAAAAAAAUGUUCUUUCUACUCUUCCCUCUUCUGAACUCAAUGCUUCCUGUGUUGUUACACAGUUAUAUUUGUUGACCAUAUUUUACAACACGUGGAAGAGUUAAUUAUUUUAAAGGUAGAAAACUAAGCUAGUACUCUUUUGUUUUAAAUUAGAAUCCAUUAUUUAAUAGCAAUACACGUGAUCAUAAACUUCACAGACAAGACUAUUAAACCCACAUUUUUUGUGGGUAAGUAGCAGCUGUGUGCUUAGAUAAUGAAACUGUAUUUGUAUGAGCAGCCUACUGAAAUCUGCAAGAUUUCACUUGUAUGAGGAAUGGAAGCUGUUGUUGUCCCAGAUAAAUCUUUAUUUUUCCUUGUAGCUUUUAUGGACAAUAAUGUAACAGAAUGUUUUCUUCUGUUCUUGAUGUGAUGGAUUGUUGGGUUUGGGUUUUUGUACUAGAAAGGUUAAAAUCCAUGAUCUAUUAGUUUAUGCAAGUACUUGUUCAGGAAUAGCUUGUUUUUAUUUUUUCCUGUGCAAAAGCGUGCUCAUUUCCAAUUACAGCUACUUUGGUGGGUUCAUCUCUUAAAGAAAUCUGACAUAAAACCACUACAGCUUUACCAGACUUACAUACCACUCAUCAGCCUUAUGUAUUACUGAAUGACCAAGUCAAAUGUGAUAAAGUGCGCAGUCACUAUACUCAGUAAAUUACGGAGCUGCUUUCAAAGCAAUAAGCUUGAAGUUUCUUCUAAAUUAUUGAUUUUCUAUGCACUUGGAUCUAGAACUGCAAAUUCAGUAAGAAUGGAAAUAGAUUUGCUUCGUAACGGUGACUCCUGCAUUAUCAACUGCAACUUUAACUUGCAAGGUAUUGUGAAACUAAACAUCCCUGAAUGUUUGAACGUUAACAGUAAAUCCAUUGAGGUUUUUGCCUCGCACUUGGGUUGCAUUUUGUGGAAUUGGUCUAUUUUUUCUGCUUCUCAUCUAAACACUGAAAUCAGUCUGAACUCCAGUGAACCAUGAGUCGUCAGUUUAUUAGGAAGAGGAAAAGAUAGAUGACUUUAACAAGGAGGUUAAAAAAGAAAUAGAUACAGAAAUCAAAUUUUGGAUGACCUGAAAUGUUUUAAAAUUGUGUAAUGAGGCAAGUACUAAAGGAUAGAUGAUGGGGACUUGUUAGUGUCCUGUAUUGAGCUCUGUGUUUUUGAUUAUUUUUUAAAACUACACGUGAGUUGCAAGUCUUGGAUCACUGCAUAUAGGUGUUGGGUGUACGCUUUGAUAUCUGAAUCACUUGUUUACCUGAUGGAAGGUAGAGUUUAGAAUAGUUCUGUAGGGAAAUAAGGCUUAAACACUAUUAGUUCCUGAUGAAAACAGCUUUUAUCUCACCUCAUUACGUUAUUUGGAGAUACUAACUCGUUACUGACGUUUGAAAUUGCACUACGUAAUGUGAAGAUUGCAAUAGUUGCUGGUUUUACUGCGUUUUUUUUUCUAUAUGCAGUAGAGAUCUGACACCUCAGCUUUUUUCAUUUAAUCUUGUACACUACAUCAGCCCAGUUCAGUAGCUCCUGAUGCUCCUCAGCUAAUCUCCUGCCCUCAGCUGCUGUGUUCUUCUUCUGCUUCUUGCCUUUCCCUUUAGGACAAGGAGCAGCUCUGAGGAAUUUUUCUUCCUGUGUACUGUAUGUCAUACAAGCGUUAUUGUCUUUAAACAUUGUUAAUGCACAUGCAGCUUGCACACUGUAACUACAGUUAUUUUUAAGUUAAAAUCUGAAUCCUAUCAGCACCAAAUUCCUUUCUUUUUUUUUUUUUUUUUUUUUUUUUAAGGUAAAUAUUUGACUGUAGAGGUUAAAAAUGACUUUGAGAGGGCUUUUUGUUUCAUCUUAAUAGCCCUGUCUGCAGCUCAGCCGUAACGAGUGCACAUACAUUUUUACACUCAUUUGAGCCAAUAAAGAAGGUCAGCUUUUUAAUAUGAAAUAUUUAGAAUAAGGAACAGUUUGGCCUCAUAUGGUUAUAUGCAGGUUGUGGGGUUGUUUUUUUCAUCCCUUAAUCCCGCCCUACGUAAAUGAGGGUAGGACGUAAAAAGCUUAAUCUGGAGGAUGGCCAGAGCUGGUUAGGUGAUUACAUGAGCAAGUUUAUAAUGAGCUGCUGUACAGUUCAACCCAAAGCAGACAAUAAGUUAUUCUACUUUAAAAUAUUUCAUGCGGUUGUACAGCCAGCCAGCAAAGAGUAAUGUCCUGAGUGUAAUUCCCUCUCCUUUUUCCCUAAAAGAGAAAGCCUGCUAACAGUUCUCUUGAAAUUAUAUGAAGUCCUGCACUGCCAGCUGCCUCUCUUGGCCCCUUGGAGCUAUUCUCCUGACAAAGCAAUAAGCAGCUGAUCUUUCUGUGAGAAAGAUCUAUCAUGUUUACAUCCGUAUAGUUGCCUCACGUAACACUACUAUUGUUAAAGAAUAGUCAAAGCAGGCACAAAGUGAGGGCAUUAAGAAAAGUUACUCUGCAAACUGUCUCUGGUCAUUUAAUAAUUGAAAGCAUCCAUUCAGAAUUGUUCAUGGCCUUCAUUAAUGCCCCAAAGCAAUGCAGCUGCUUGCAGUUAACUCACAAGCUAUUUAAUAGCUGUUAAUUAACAUGACAAGUAAUUAUUUUUGAAAUGUUUAUGUUGCAAAGUAGGGAGAAAUUGAUCUAAUAAACCUCCUGUCAGGGGUUUGUAAAACUAAUCACGGUAAUAAUUGCUCUAUCACACGGAUAAACACACUGAUCAAGGAAACUUCUGAUUUACUGUGUCUGUGUAUUCAAUGAAAAACACCUUCAGAUGUUGAAAUUAUCUAUUUUGUAAUCUACUUUAUAAAUAAAGAUUGAUGCUUUA